Molecule: messenger RNA, 920 nt
Organism: Numida meleagris (helmeted guineafowl)
Lineage: Eukaryota; Metazoa; Chordata; Aves; Galliformes; Numididae
Gene: MYL2
Product: myosin light chain 2
Exons: 7
Coding region: 66-674 (202 amino acids)
Biological process (GO): heart development; cardiac muscle contraction; muscle cell fate specification
Cellular component (GO): cytoplasm; myofibril
Molecular function (GO): calcium ion binding
Source: RefSeq, a predicted model, not a curated record
GAGGAGAAAGUCAGAGACAAGAGGGUCGGGGGUGGCUGGUUUACCUAUUACAGCCAAAAGUGGGCAUGGGGCUAUUUUUAGCCUGGAAUGGGGCGUAUUUAUUGUUUCAGCCCAGGGGAGCAGAGGGACUGCCUCUGAGAUUCCUCCUGCAGCACCACCAGCGCCUGUGCGAAGCCAUGGCACCCAAGAAAGCCAAGAAGAGGAUUGAAGGUGCGAAUUCCAAUGUCUUCUCUAUGUUCGAGCAGGCCCAGAUCCAGGAAUUCAAAGAGGCAUUCACCAUCAUGGAUCAGAACCGAGAUGGCUUCAUCGACAAGGCAGACCUGAGAGAUACAUUUGCUGCACUCGGGCGCCUGAAUGUGAAAAAUGAGGAGAUUGAUGAGAUGAUCAAGGAGGCACCUGGCCCAAUCAACUUCACCGUGUUCCUCACCAUGUUUGGGGAGAAACUCAAGGGUGCUGAUCCAGAGGAGACGAUCCUGAACGCAUUCAAGGUGUUUGAUCCAGAGGGCAAAGGGCUGAAAUCUGCCUACAUCAAAGAAAUGCUGAUGACGCAGGGCGAGAGGUUUUCCCAGGAAGAGAUCGAUCAGAUGUUUGCUGCCUUCCCUCCAGACGUCUCUGGCAACCUCGACUACAAAAACCUCGUCCAUGUCAUCACGCACGGAGAGGAGAAGGACUAACCCAUGCGCUCAGUGCUGGGGCUGGCACUGUGGGAUCACCUCUGCGUGGGUCACACCAUGGGUACCUUUAUCCCUCUCCCUGGAGCUGCAGAGCUGUUCUUCAUGGGGAUAAUAACCCAGAACAGCAAUGACACACAAUAAAGUGCAUUUUGGAGAGAGGAAAUACAACUGCCGGUGUGUGAGCAGUGCUGGAUGCAUCAGUGUGGUGUGGUGUGAUGUGGUGACAGCUGGAAGGACACUGUCCCA